Messenger RNA from Amphiprion ocellaris (clown anemonefish), 2885 nucleotides. Its product is annotated as excitatory amino acid transporter 1-like. The transcript is spliced from 9 exons. Gene Ontology annotation, biological process: L-glutamate transmembrane transport. The record is from RefSeq and is a predicted model, not a curated record. Lineage: Eukaryota; Metazoa; Chordata; Actinopteri; Pomacentridae. Gene Ontology annotation, cellular component: plasma membrane. Gene Ontology annotation, molecular function: L-glutamate transmembrane transporter activity; glutamate:sodium symporter activity; neutral L-amino acid transmembrane transporter activity. The coding region runs from base 165 to 1625 and encodes 486 amino acids.
AGCAUCUCUGCUUACUCAAUUUUCGUCCACCAGCUGCCUCUGGUACUCCUCAAGCUCCUCCCUGGACAUGCCUUUGGACUCUGCUGUUUCCCUGCCAUCUGCUCCUGCUUUGCUGUUAUCUUCAACUCCUCCUCCGCAAUUUGUAGUGUUUGUAGGGAAAUAAAAUGAAAGAGGUGCUACCAAGCCGUGAGGAUCUGUCUGGGUUGGACUCAGUAGAAGUUAUAGCACCUGAAGAAAACCAAACACACCACAGAUGCACUGAGAACUCAGUAUCUUCAGUCCAGAAAGGAUCCAAUAUUAUGGCUUUUCUCAAGACAAAUGCCUUUGUUGUUCUCACGAUGACUGCUGUUGCAUUAGGAAUUGGUCUGGGCUUUGCUCUGCGAAAUGUUAAUAUGUCAGCUAGAAGUAUAAAAUAUUUAUCUUUUCCUGGAGAGCUGCUGAUGAGGAUCCUACAGAUGUUGAUGCUUCCCCUCCUUGUUUCCAGUGUGAUCACAGGCAUGUCAGCUGUAGACAGAAAGGUUUAUGGGAAAAUUGGGCUGAGGGCCUUCAGCUAUUACAUGGUCACCACUAUUAUUGCUACAUUCACUGGCAUUGCCCUAGCUGUUCUCAUCCAGCCAGGGAAAUUAUUCAGGGAUACCUUGGAGUCCUCUGGUGGUACAACAGAGGUGGUGCAAAGUGUGGAUGCUUUCCUGGCUCUGAUCAGGUGCGUAUGGAAGUCUUUCCAGGAAACUAAGCAAUUUGACCAACAUUACUGGUUAGUGCCAAUGGCAGGCUCCUCAGAUGGCAUCAAUAUUUUGGGUCUGCUGGUCCUGUCUCUCGCCUUUGGCCUCAUCCUAAGCAGUAUGGAGACUGAGGGAAAACCUCUGAGGGAUUUCUUUAACUGCCUGAAUAAAGCCAUGAUGCAUCUGGUUAACAUAGUCAUCUGGUAUUUCCCAGUGGGAAUCCUCUUCCUGCUGGCAGGACAGGUGGUAAAGAUGACAGACACAGGACAGAUCGGCCGGGAAGUUGCAAUGUAUACUCUUACUGUCAUCACUGGCCUGAUAAUCCACAGCUUCUUCACCUUGCCCCUCAUCUAUUUCAUUGUGACACGUAAAAAUCCUUUGAAGUUUAUGGCUGGGCUCCUCCAGGCUCUCGGCACUGCUUUUGGGACUUCAUCCAGUAAUCACUCCCUCCCUGUUACCCUCCAUUGUAUGGAGCAGAAUCACAACAUGGACAAACAAGUGAUGCGCUUAAUGCUCCCUGUAGGAGCCACAAUGAAUAUGGAUGGUGCAGCCCUUUAUGAAGCAAUAGCUGCUUUAUUCAUAGCCCAGAUUAAUGAUAUGGAUUUUAAUCUAGGACAAAUCAUUGUCCUCAGUUUGAUUGUCACAGCUGCAAGCACUGGUGCAGCAGGCAUCCCACAGGCUGGCAUGGUGUCCAUGAUGAUUGUGUUAGAAUCAACAGGACUGCCCACUGAGGACAUAUCACUGCUCAUGACUCUUGACUGGAUUCUGGAUCGCAUCAGGACUGCCACCAAUGUGCUAGGUGACUGUAUCGGUGUCGGUGUAGUGCAGCAUCUGUCCAGACAUGAGCUAGAGAACUCCAGUCCUGCAGACAAAAGCUUGGGGGAAGAAAACUCCCAGCCUUAAGAUGCAUGGAGCAUUCAUUUUCAACCCCAAAGAUUCAUCUGAUGUGUGGUUGUUAAAGGAUUACAAAAUACCUUCCUGGAGGGAAACCUGUUUUAGCUCUUUGUAAAACAAGAAAAGAUGUUAGUAGAACAAAGACUAGGUAGAGAGCAGAUGAUUUUCUUUCUCUGUUAUCUGCACCUGCUCCUGCUGGUGGUAUCAUGAGUAGCAUCAAGUUUUGACGACAUAACACUCAGUUCUGGAAAGACGAUUAACAGCCCAUUCCCUGUAUUAUUGCAGCAUUACUAAACUUAGCUAAACUGGGCUCUCUUUAUAGCUUUAGAAGUUUUUAGGGAUGAGAAAUUAAUAUAGACUAAAACGAUUUAGGGGACAAGUAAGCACAUUUUGUACCUGUUUGGUUUGGAUCAUGUAUUCAGCUAGCUUAUAUCCCGUAAUUCUUAGAUUGUAUGAUAAAGCCUUUGUUUGCUGUUAUUUUCUACUGUUUUGUAAAAAACUGUUAUUGUAACUCAAGUAUUGACAUCAACAGCAGUUUUAUAUUCACAAAUGUUCUUAUAGCACUGUUAGAUAGACUGCGUGACUUUAAAGAAACACUGCAAAAACAGGCUUACUAACUCUGCUGAGCAUAUAAAAUAUAACACAGGUGUGACUGAGAGGUCAGGCCAUGUUUUAGACCUAAUAAGUGCUGAUUCUUAUGAAACACUCUUCCACCAUCUAGUGGCAGGAAGGUCAACAUGCAAGACAAAAUAAAGAAAUAAAUCACUGACCCAGUUACACAUUGGUUUUGCUUGUAACUGUUCAACACAUUAUGGUAUUGCAUCUUGCAUUGGAAAAUAUAAAACAUUGUAGGCCUGGAACUGAAACACUGCAGAAAGCUACAGUGUACAAUUUAGUAUUAAAAUGAAGCAAAACAUAAUCUACAUGUAAUUUCACUUUAUCGACUAUUAAAAAGGAGUUCAAGAUCAAAAAAGUCAGGAAUUUGAAGCAAGGAAGGCCUUCCUUGAAAAUAAGAUAGACAAACCAUGACUUCUUUAUCCUAUUUAUUGCAGCGCAUACAUAAAAACAAUGCUCUGAAGUACCUAAAGGCAUCCACUUUAAAUGUUGCAUCUGUCAGCUGUUGCAGAUCUGUGUCAAACAAAUGCUUUUACCCACAAGUUGGGCGUAUUUCAGUAUUUCAGUGCUGUGCAAUGUGAUGUUAUUGAUAAAAAAAAAAAAAAAAAAAAGCUGUAAACAUAACAAAUACAUUUUUCUGCCAAGCAGGGGAUG